AUGCAACAACUUUUUGAUUGUCCAAUAUGUUUAUAAACACUGUUACAACCAAUUACUUUAACAUGUGGUCAUACAUUUUGUAAACCAUGUGUUCGAAAUAAAUACUUCUAUCAAAAUUACAACUCAUGUCCAGUAUGCAGAGCACCAAUAUAGAUAUACUUGAAUUAAUUUAAAGUGAAUAUUCUUUUAGAGACUCUUAUCAAAUAAGAAUUCAAUAGUGAAUAAAAUUAUUAGUUAAGGGUGUUAAAUUACUAAAAGCGAAUGGAUUUGAGAAAUAGAAGAAAAUGGUAUAACACUUUGAUAUUAAUUAUAUUCGAAUAUUCUAAACAGGUAUGGAGAAUAAUCUAAAAGAUGCUACCUCUAUAUUUAAUAGGUAUAGAUAUUAUUCUAUAGAGUAUAGUUCUGGUAAUUUUGAUGUAUAUGAGUGUGAAAUCUAAUUUAAGAUUUGAGAAAUUAUAAAAACAGUUUUCUAAACGUGUUAAGCUUGAAAAAUUAAGUGAGGAGAUUGCUAAAAUGGUAUCAUUACUUAAAGCUGAUAAUCAAGAUGCCAAAGAUUUGGAUAUUCAAAAUUUAGUUUUUUCCAAAAUAGUCAAAUACUUAUUUACAAAUUGUGUGAGAUUUUGA
Paramecium pentaurelia is the source of this 624-nucleotide messenger RNA. The record is from the annotation of a GenBank genome assembly. NCBI's taxonomy places the organism in Eukaryota, Ciliophora, Oligohymenophorea, Peniculida, Parameciidae.